Molecule: messenger RNA, 2040 nt
Organism: Naegleria gruberi
Lineage: Eukaryota; Heterolobosea; Eutetramitea; Acrasida; Naegleriidae
Exons: 1
Coding region: 24-1994 (656 amino acids)
Biological process (GO): cellular response to unfolded protein; protein refolding
Cellular component (GO): cytoplasm
Molecular function (GO): ATP hydrolysis activity; heat shock protein binding; ATP binding
Source: RefSeq, a predicted model, not a curated record
CAACUACAACAACAAUAUAUAAAAUGUCAGGUGUUUUUGACGGUGCCAUCGGUAUCGAUUUGGGUACAACAUACUCUUGCGUCGGUGUUUAUAUGGGAGACAACGUCGAAAUUGUUCCAAACGAUCAAGGUAACAGAACCACUCCAUCUUAUGUUGCUUUCACUGAUGAAGAACGUUUAAUCGGUGAUGCUGCUAAGAAUCAAGUUGCCAUGAACCCACACAAUACAGUUUUCGAUGCUAAGCGUUUGAUUGGUAGAAAAUUCACUGAUUCUUCAGUUCAAUCAGACAUGAAGCACUGGCCUUUCAAGGUUAUCACCAAGGGUGACGAUAAGCCAUACAUUCAAGUUGAAUACAAGAAUGAAACUCACACUUUCACUCCAGAACAAGUUUCAUCAAUGGUUUUGACCAAGAUGAGAGAUAUUGCCGAACAAUAUUUGGGUAAGCAAGUUAAGAAGGCUGUUGUUACUGUCCCAGCUUACUUCAACGACUCUCAAAGACAAGCUACCAAAGAUGCCGGUGCUAUUGCUGGUUUGGAAGUUUUGAGAAUUAUCAACGAACCAACUGCUGCUGCUAUUGCUUAUGGUUUGAACAAGAAGGGCGAAAGAAACGUUUUGAUCUUCGAUUUGGGUGGUGGUACUUUCGAUGUUUCCAUCUUGAACAUUGAAGAUGGUGUUUUCGAAGUUAAGGCUACUGCUGGUGAUACUCACUUGGGUGGUGAAGAUUUCGAUAACAGAAUGGUCGAUUUCUGUUGCCAAGAAUUCAAGAGAAAGCACAAGAAGGAUCUCCAAGAAAAUCCAAGAGCUUUGAGAAGAUUAAGAACUUCUUGUGAAAGAGCUAAGAGAAAUUUGUCUUCUGCUGCUAACGCUUCUAUCAAUGUUGAUUCUAUUAUGGAUGGUAUUGAUUUGGAUAUUACUAUGACUCGUGCUAAAUUCGAACAAAUGAAUAUGGAUAUGUUCAGAAAUUGUUUCGAACCAGUUAAGAAGGUUCUCCAAGAUUCUGGUUUGGAUAAAUCACAAAUUGAUGAUGUCGUUUUGGUCGGUGGUUCUACUCGUAUUCCAAAGGUUCAAGAAAUGCUUAAGGAAUUCUUCAAUGGUAAGGAACUCUGCAAGUCCAUCAAUCCUGAUGAAGCUGUUGCUUAUGGUGCUGCUGUUCAAGCUGGUGUUUUGACUGGUAAGGAAACUAGAGUCUUGUUGAUCGACGUUACUCCAUUGUCUUUGGGUAUUGAAACUGCUGGUGGUGUCAUGACUAAAUUGAUUGAAAGAAAUACUACUAUCCCUUGUAAGAAGUCUCAAAUCUUCACUACUUAUGCUGACAACCAAACUGCUGUCACCAUUCAAGUUUAUGAAGGUGAAAGAACCAUGACUAAGGAUAACCACUUGUUGGGUAAAUUCAAUCUUGAAGGUAUUCCACCUGCACCAAGAGGUGUUCCAAAGAUUGAAGUUACUUUCGAAAUUGAUGCUAACGGUAUCAUGAAGGUUGCUGCUAAGGAUGAAUCUUCUGGUAAGACUGAAAAUAUUACCAUCACUAACGAUAAGGGUAGAUUGUCAAAGGAAGAAAUUGACGAAAUGUUGAGACAAGCUGAAAACAUGAAGGCUCAAGAUGAUGAAUUGAGAAAGAAGGUUGAAGCUAAGAAUCAUUUGGAAUCAUAUGCUUAUCAAAUGAAGUCAACUGUUGAAGAUCCAAACCUUGCUGGUAAGAUCCCAGAAUCUGACAAGAAGACUAUUAAGGAAGCUUGUGAAGCUGCUAUUAACUGGAUUGAUAACAACCAAACUGCUUCUAAGGAAGAAUUCGAAGCUAAGCAAAAGGAAUUGGAAGGCAAGUGUGCUCCAAUCAUUUCCAAGUUGUACCAAGGUGCUGGUGGUAUGCCAGGUGCUGAAGGUGGCUUCCCAGGUGCUGGUGGUUUCCCAGGUGCCGGUGCUGCUGGUGCUGGUUCUUCCGAUGAUGCUCCUCCAUCUGGUGCUCAACCAAAAUUCGAAGAUGUUGAUGUCGACUAAGGCAUUCGUUUAAAACAAAUAAACAAUUUUGAAAAUUAAUUUAUUG